AGCUGUACGCUUUUCAGGAUGAAACCAGGCGUCUAAGAAGCAGUCUGUUUGGUCUACGUUUUGACUCAAGUUGAAACAGUGGUGGUUCUUCCCCAGGGCGUCCAAGCGUGGUGACCUGUCGGUUUCGGGAACUCAUGUAUUUCCCCUCUUGUAACACCAUUGGGGUUAGGCUACCAGGCCUAUCAGGGAGGGUCCCAAAUUCCAAGGUGGAAUACUGGCCUGCCUUGAGGAAUUUUGGUAUCCACAGACAUACAUGGCAGGCACUGAGCUGGGCAUUGUGGGCACAGUAAGGAACAAAGCAACCCAGUGCCAUCUAAAUGGAGCAUCUUGUGCUGUAUUUUAAUACAUGAGUUAAAUACAGACACAUGGGUUUAGAGGAUGACCAUCCUUGGACCCCUAGAACUUUACCUGGUCAUGUUACAGAAGAGGAGGUGUGUUUGUUUCCUGUUGCUGCUGUAACGAAUUGCCACAGACUUAGCAACUUAAGACUACACAUUUAUUCUCUCAUGGUUCUGAAGGUCUGAAGUGUGAAAUGAGUCCGCCAAGGCCAAGACCAAGGUGUCACAGGGUGGGCUUCUGGAGGCUCGGGGGUCAAGGGAGGCAUCUGUUCCUUUCCUUUUCCAUCUUCUGGAGACCCUGUCCUUGGCUCAUGGCUGUCCAUCAUAUAGCCUUUUCUCCCCCCAUUUGUGUCCUCAUAUAGCUUCUUCCCUUUUUGCUCUUAUUGUCUUCCUUUUGUAAGGACCCUUGUGAUUGUAUUUAGAGCCCACCCAGAUAAUCCAGCAUGACCUCCCCAUCUCAAAAAUCUCAAAGUCACACUUGUAAAGUCCCUUUUGUCAUGUAAAGUCAUGUUUGCAGGUUCCCGGUAUUAGGAUGUAGAUAUCUUUGGGGGGCUAUUUUCAGUCUGUCACAGUGGGUAGCUUUGAAUACUUGAAGAAGAGCCAGUUUGUGAGACAGAAGGUUAUGAACCCAGUUGGUCACUCCCCAGGUGUUCUGAAUUGGUAGAAAUGGACAGAACUUGAGCAACUGCUCUUGCAGGUCUGCUCUUCUAAAGAAGUGGGUCUCCCAUUUGAUGGAUCUCUGAGUCACCCAGGGAAUGUGGAAAAAGGACAGAGGCCCAGACCUAGGCUCCUUCAGUGAGCCUGGACCUGUGUGUUCUUUGUGAACACUCCAGGUGAUUUUGAUCCUCAGCAAAGUUCGAGAACCAUUGCUCUUAGGAAUAAUCUCAGGGAUUAUCUGCUUGUGUGCAUGUGAGAGGUGGAACUUCUUGUAAGCGCCAAAGCAAGGCUGCAGACAGGAAGUGCUGGAGAAGACCAGAGGAGGGGCCAGUGUCUGCAGAGGAACUGCCACCAGCGCCACACCUGGAAGGCAGGAGAAGGUGUGGCUUCACCAAGAAACGGCGAGAAUGCUCCAAGUGGAGGGAGAGACCAGCAGCACUGAGAAGCCUGGAAUGGUCCCCCCUCCGCCGGGAGAGGAAAGCCAGACCGUCGUUCUGCCACCCGGCUGGCAAAGCUACUUGUCUCCUCAGGGCCGGCGUUACUAUGUCAACACGGCUACCAAUGAGACCACCUGGGAGCGUCCCGGCAGUUCUCCUGGGAUUCCGGCCAGCCCCGGCCCUCACAGGAGCUCUCUGCCUCCGACAGUGAAUGGAUACCACGCAUCAGGGACCCCAGCGCACCCUCCCGAGACUGCCCACAUGAGUGUCCGAAAAUCCACCGGUGAUUCCCAGAAUCUGGGAUCCUCGUCACCAGGCAAAAAGCAGAGCAAGGAAAACACCAUCACGAUAAACUGUGUGACGUUCCCUCACCCAGACACGAUGCCGGAGCAGCAGCUACUGAAACCAACCGAGUGGAGCUACUGCGACUAUUUCUGGGCUGAUAAGAAGGACCCCCAAGGCAAUGGCACUGUGGCUGGGUUUGAACUGCUGCUUCAGAAACAGCUGAAGGGCAAACAGAUGCAGAAGGAAAUGUCCGAAUUCAUCCGGGAAAGGAUAAAGAUUGAAGAGGAAUAUGCGAAGAACUUAGCUAAGCUCUCUCAGAACUCCUUGGCUGCACAGGAGGAGGGCUCCCUGGGAGAAGCGUGGGCGCAGGUGAAGAAGAGCCUUGCGGACGAGGCAGAAGUUCACCUCAAGUUCUCGGCCAAGCUUCACAGUGAGGUAGAGAAGCCCCUAAUGAACUUCCGGGAGAACUUCAAGAAAGACAUGAAGAAGUGCGACCACCACAUCGCUGACCUCCGCAAGCAGCUCGCCAGCCGCUACGCUGCAGUGGAGAAGGCCCGGAAAGCCCUCACAGAGCGGCAGAGAGACCUGGAGAUGAAGACCCAGCAGCUGGAGAUCAAGCUGAGCAACAAGACGGAGGAGGACAUCAAGAAAGCACGGAGGAAGUCCACGCAGGCCGGAGAUGACCUUAUGCGCUGUGUGGACCUCUACAACCAGGCCCAGUCCAAGUGGUUUGAAGAGAUGGUGACCACCACAUUGGAGCUGGAGCGGCUGGAGGUGGAGAGGGUAGAGAUGAUCCGGCAACAUCUGUGUCAGUACACACAGCUGCGGCACGAGACGGACAUGUUCAACCAAAGCACAGUCGAGCCUGUGGACCAACUGCUUCGAAAAGUGGACCCAGCCAAAGACAGGGAGCUGUGGGUCAGAGAGCACAAGACGGGCAACAUCCGCCCCGUGGACAUGGAGAUCUAGACGGGCACGUGCAGCCCGGGGGUCCUGCCGAGGAGAGGGGCUGGGGGUCCCAUGGAGAGGCGGUGGCGGCUCCUGCCGUGGGGCCUGCUGCCAGGUGGAGCUGCCCUCCCACCCGCUCUCCUGGUCUACAGAGGAAAGGGGAGAGUGUGGGCCACAGCUGGUGAUUCCAGAAGGGCGGCCGGCACUGCCCCGCUGGGAGCCCCCCUGUGUUCCCAGCCCAAGAAGACAGAUCCACGGCCCUGCCCUUGUCUCUGAGGCCAAAGCCCCCAACUCCCGUGCUGUGCUUGCCACUCCGAGAACAAACUGAGGCUGGAACUUUGUGGUCCCUGCUGAGCACCAUGGGAUCGCCUCCCCAUCCAGAGCCAGCUGUGUCACACGCUUGUGCCCCUGGAGGCCCCACGGCCCUUCCUCCAGCUGGCCCCCUUGUCUCCAGGGCUUUGGAGGGUCAGGGGAAGGAGGUCUCUGUCUCCAAGCCGAGUGUCAGGAUCAGAUUGUGGAUAGAAGGCAUUGUUCAGCUCAACAAGCCCGCACCCAGAACCCUUUGCGGCCCUCUGUCUUUAUGUUCCCCGUUGCAUUCUGGGAGCCCACAUCCUGGCCCUUCUCUGUCACUUUUCAUCAUUGGGAGUCUUGGGAAGGCGGCCUGGCUCCUGUCUUCCCAGACUGGCCCUGCCUGGAGAGGUCGGGAUGGAACUACCUCAUUCAGCAGAUUUGCCCCGAGCCAGAGCGUUGAAUUGCGGUUCCCAGUAGAUCAGGCAUCUUCUGUAAAGUCUCCUCUCUGGAAAUCCCAGUCUCCCCAACCCUCAGCCGCUUCUGCAGGAAAGCCGUCUCCUCCCACCCCCACCCCCUUUGGGCUCUUCAUGGCGCUGGGUCAGUCCCAUGGAGAGAUGGGUUGUGGCAAGUCUUUGUCAUCCCGCAGGUGGCUCCACCUGCUUGUGCAGGGGAUGAUUGACACCCCUGUCCCUUGUACGGCUUCCUUGCACUGGUGGGCACCGUACAGGCCUCGCAGACUCCCAUGGCCACAGUAGGUUGUCGGCUUCCAGGCAGUGUCGCGCCACCUUGGCCUCUCAGCUCCUUCUGCACGUUCUAGAGCCCUGCGUGGAGCCCCUGUUUGGUGCUGGUCCCACCUUCCCCUUCCUCCAUCUCCUGAUUCCUGGGAAAGCCUGGUCUGAGCAUGUGACUUGGGAGUUUCAGCACUGCCAUCGGGUCCUCGCUCAUCACUUUCUUCCUUUAUGGGACCACAGCAAACAUGUUCUCCACCAUGUUGAGUCUUAAGAAUCAGCUCAAGGGGACCAGAAGAAGACAAGGACCCUGAAGGAGCUCACACAGCUAGCAGAGGGCAGAUUCUAGCCCAGAACCCACGCCCUGAAAAUCCGUCUUUGUUAGUUAAUCUUUCCCAUUGAUUACUUUGGCUUUACAAGACCCAUACGUCUCCCACGAGGGUAGAGUUCUAAGAGCACAACUCACUGGUCUUUCUCUCAGCCUUACAUGCUGGGCACUGAUGACUUAUUAGUUUUGAAUCUUUGGGUACCUCUUUCGUUGAGUCAGAAUUGCUCUGUCGUAGUUUAUGGUAGAAAGAUGCCCAUGAUCCUACAGCAAACCAAACUUUGUCACUUUUCUCUCCUUAUUGAAACAUCCCAACCAAAAAGGUCACUGUGAAGGCCCUCACCAACACGAAGGCCAUCAGGAUGGAUCUGUCCCUGGCACAGAGAACUACCCCGUCUGGAUCUGUGGUUAAGCCAUGACACCAGCUACCGAUUUUAGGAUAUUAUUUCUUGGUUUCUUUAUUAAAAAUGGGUGCUAGUAGUAACUGCUUUGUGGCUUAGUAAACUAAUUCGUGGAUGAUUUUCAAACAUUCAAAGCCAAUGGCCUUGUUACUGACACAUACUUUGAGCAUGAUAUGGCUCAUUGAUUUUGUUUUCUCUUUCCCAUCUGAGGAUUCCAGAGUCUUCUGUUCCUCCCUGGGACAGAGGAGGCUCUCUUGCCUCUUCUAGGGUAGCCCGGGUUGGGCCAGUCUAUGUUCUAGAGUCAUUCUUUCCCCCUUCCUCCGCUCACCGCAGUCUCAUUAGCCUCUUCACAUACAUCUUUUUUUCUUCCCUCCUUUAUUCAUUCAUCAAGCAUUUAGCUAGGGCCAAGCAGUGUGCUAAGAUCUGGGGACAAGAUAUGGCCCUGUGACCAGGUUAGCCCAUGAUCUCUUAUUCUGUUUAGAUGUAUCUCUCCUCCAUGGGUCUUGAGGGGCUGUAACCUUGGCAUUCACAUACAGGUACUCUCUGCAGACUUGAGGUUUUUAGAGAUUCUGUCUGUUGUUCUGAUAGAUAUUCAUUCAUUUAUUCUGCAGGUACUUAGGACAAUCCAGGCAUCUUGCGGGGUACUCGAAAUGUAGCUGUGUACAAGACAGGCCCCCUCCCCCAUCCCCCCAUUCUCCAUGUGGACAGGGCAAUGUUUAGACCUUUCUGGAGAGUGGGAACAUUGUACCCCUCCACGUGUAACCCUCUGGGAGCCUGUAAUUAUAAUACAAACUCCCGCCAUGUGGCAUUUACCCGCCGGAUGGAAGGUAGGCAGCAAGAAGAGUUGAAUCACCUGGUCCUCAGGCCCUCACAGCCUGCACCCAACUCGAAUUUCAGGGAUUGGUUUUCAGUAAAUCCCCUCACUUUACAAAGAGGAAGAAUGAAGCUGAAGAUGGCCAGUGAGUGUUGUGAAGCAAACACCGUGAAUUGAGAGCUGGAGGCGAGUCCAGGCCCCCAUCCCUAUUCCCAGGGCACCCCUGUGGAUGAGAUCAAGAUCAGGAUGACAUCUAGACUAACUGGAAGUGCACUUGGGAGCAGCAGUCUCUCUGGGUUGUGGUGGUCUCGUGUUUGUUUUGGUGUCUAGGUUAUCGGAGGGCUUGCCUAGGUGUAUUCAGAGUGAGUGAGUCUGGGUUAUUCCUGAGCACACCCAUCAUUCCAUUUCUGAGAACAGGUGAGCCCCUUCUACCUGCCUUCACCUGGGAGACACAGGUGUACUUAGUCUAUGAAAACCUGAUUGUUUAAAAUAUCUUUAAGACUGUUCAAAGUGAAUUGGUUGCCAUGAUAACCUCCAGGAAAAGCUACUUGUUCCUCUCCGUUUUUUCUACUGUUUUUGAUUAUCGCAAAACAGUGGCCACCUAAACCACAGGCGCCUUGGGCCUCCCUUCUGCCUCCACCGGACGCCCGUGGGCCAGGGAGGAUCCCUGCAGUAGGAGGCACUUCUCUGCCCCUCGGGGCUGCUCAGUGACUGCGGCAGACAGAAACAGUGUCCACAUUCAUGAACCAGGGUUUGCUUCUCUUCCCUUUGUGAAAACCAAUCAAUUACGAGAUUCAUGGAUGGGUGCGUAAAAGUCUUGGCUGAGCCAAAGUCCCUUCUUGGAAAUACAAGCCAUAGAAUUAAAAGGACAUCAAAGCCCUCGGCUUGUUUAAGCGAGUUUACUUGCAGCAGUGAGUGGCCUUGACCACGAGAGUUUAAGCAGGACUUGGCAGACCUGCUGGUGAUCAUGUAGGUGGGGAAAGCACUUCACAAUGUUAAGUGGGGUACAGAUGGGCAGCAUGCUUUGCUUCGCCAGCACAUCUUAUUCCCAUAAUCCUUUCCACCCCAUAAGAGCCACUGCCCUUUCUUUUUCCAGGUUUAUUGAGGUAUUUGACAUACAGCGUUGGGGUUUAUUAACAUGCAGUAAAAUUCACCCUUUUGAAGUAUGCGGUUCAGUAAAUUUUGACAAACGCAUACGGUCUUGUAACCACCACCAAAAUCAACAUAUUUCCGUCACUCCAAAAAGUGCCCUCAGGCUCCUCCUAGUCGAUCCACUCCUCCCACUCCCAGCCCGCAGCAACCACUGAUGGAUGUUCUGACCCUAUCGUUUCCCCUUUUCUAGAAUGUCCUAUAAAUGGAGUCGUGCUGAUGUAGCCUCUGGCUCUGGCUGCUUUCCCUCGCUUAAUGCUUUUGCGUCACCCGUGUUGCUGUAUGUGUCAGGAGUCUAUUCCUGUACAUCCCCGAGCAGUGGUCCAUUGCACGGGUGUCCCACACUGCUUCCUUGCUUUUAAAGCCAGUUGUUUGCCCUGGAGUUCCUGGCCCGGGGUCUUUCAGUAUUUUGCACGGCUACUUCCAGCCUGCUGCUUCCUACAGCUCCUGAGGCUCCUCCGAAUUCCAGCUAUGCCCACAAGUGGUUCUUGGGGCUCACACUUGCCUUUUUCGUUCAUUUUAGGUUUUUGACAAUGCAGACAGCUGCCAGGGAUUGGAGGGAGGGGGCGGGUGGGGUCUCAGUUGCCUUCGACUUCUGCUGAACCGUGAAGAUUGCAUCUCAGUUAGCAGAUCUGCUCCCUCCUGGGGACCCUCCCUUCAGCUCGCACAGUCCUUGGCAUUUAUUGAGCACUGGUGGGUGUGGAAGGCGAAUGGACAUAGCAUGAAUGAGAAGACAGGGGGCUGGCCUUGGGUUAAUCUCAGUCCUUUCCUCGAUCUCUCUUGCUUCAUCUGCCAACUAAGGAUAUUUGUUCUAGAUGGUCUCUCAACCCUCCUCCCCUCCUCUUUUCAAGUUUUGUACCCUCUGCACGUGGUGGUGCCUAUCUGGAUCCCAUGAGCACAUCCCGUCAGUUGUGCGUGGUGUUGCCUGGAAUCCUCAUGAGAGGCGUGCUCUGGCACUUCUCUGCUUAGAUGCAAAUGGAACUAAAAUUAAGUUUCAUGAGCUGUUGAGAAUGAGGUAGUUCCUCCCAGGACCCUUAAAGAAAGCGCAAGUGGUUACCUUUUGGGUCUCGUCCCCUGGUCUUUGACAGCACGUCCUGAUGUCUGCUUCCAAGGAGCCAGGACAGGCAUGAAGUCAAGCCUCCCUCAGGUUCUUGUCAUUGCUGGAGCCUUGCUCAGCUGGCCGUCACACUGAGCCUGGCCUGUGCCUACACCCCACUGAGUGGUGGCAUCUGGUGGCAGAGACAGGACCAACCCAGCUAAUGCCAGGCAGGCUAUGGGCCUGAGCCCCGAGGUAACCACUCCAAGCCAUGUCUUGAUUAUGCCGUGAUCAGUGGGAAGUGAGCCCUGGGAGGCAACCAGGCACUUCUCCAACCAAAUGGAAGACGUUCUUGGAUCCAGGCCGCUGAAGGUCAGGGCCCGAGGGGCCCAAGUCCACAGUGGGUCACACUGAAGGGUUGUUUCUGGGUUGAAUUUUGCCAGGGAGGACUUCCACAUCUCCCCCACGGGAGUAGUAUUUCUGUCGGGCCUUUUCUGUUGCAGCAGGUUUGGGUGCGAAAAAGACUGACAGAUGGCGUAAAGCAAUGUUCCGUUUUCCCUGAGCCUCUAGAUGCCGUGGCGUGGCUCUGUCAGGAGCCUGUGUUAGGGGUGCCUCUGCAGGAGAGGCAUUGUGGUGGUCUUUGGCCCCGCUCUGUGCACUGCUUUGGGGGCAUGGACCCUUUGUGUUUGAGGGGAAUCCCUAAUGGGAUUGCAGUAGUGGAAUGGGAAGGGUCCAGGCACAUGCGUGCUCUGAUGGGGACGGUGUGACGUAGCGAUGGAGAGUAAAAGCACCUGGCACCUGGCCUGCCGUGCUGUCUCAGUUGUCGGUCCCAUAACCUGAAGUUAAGUCGCAUCCCCUCUCGGGACCUCUGUGUACUCAUCUGUCGAGUGGAGAUGCUCCCCCUCCAGCAUCACGCACAGCAGACAGGCUCUUGGGAGCUGUGGCCUCCAGGCAGCCAUGUGGACCCAGGGACAGACAUUCAAAGGGACACCAGCCAUUCUUGGUGACAGGGGCCCCAUGUUUGCAUCUCUGCCCUUUGGAAGGAGAUGGUUGAGGGGCAGCCCUUUCACAGACAUGAGCACAUCAGCAAACUCUAUGAAAGUGGAAUUUUCUAACAAAAUAAACUUGCUUGUUUGGUCUGUUUUCUGUAACUUUUGCUAAAUACUUUAUACAUUUUUAAUGUUAAAAAGCUGUGUCUCCUGCCAACACUCCUCAUCCCGGUAUGAAUGUGUUUACCCCACAUUGUAUACCCUUCCAUCCUCUGGCUGCCUAGAUCAGUAAAUAAAAUUGAUGUACUAUAAUUUAUAAGUAACACUGUUGGAACUCUGCUCCCUAUGGAGGCUGUCAUUCGCCCUUCUCACCCCACUGUAAUAGCAUUUAUGUGUAUUAAUGCUGAAGAAUUAAAUGUUUAAAGGGUUUAAAUUUUGAAGGCAUUUGCUCUAUAUAAUUGUUCUGCAUUAUUAUAAAGCGUUUUCAGGAAGUCAAA
Molecule: messenger RNA, 8895 nt
Organism: Equus caballus (horse)
Lineage: Eukaryota; Metazoa; Chordata; Mammalia; Perissodactyla; Equidae
Gene: GAS7
Product: growth arrest specific 7
Biological process (GO): neuron projection morphogenesis; actin filament polymerization
Cellular component (GO): actin filament; plasma membrane; cytoplasm
Molecular function (GO): actin filament binding
Source: RefSeq, a predicted model, not a curated record